Messenger RNA from Telopea speciosissima, 3505 nucleotides. Its product is annotated as LRR receptor-like serine/threonine-protein kinase FLS2. Gene Ontology annotation, biological process: protein phosphorylation. The transcript is spliced from 2 exons. Gene Ontology annotation, molecular function: protein kinase activity; receptor serine/threonine kinase binding; ATP binding. Lineage: Eukaryota; Viridiplantae; Streptophyta; Magnoliopsida; Proteales; Proteaceae. The record is from RefSeq and is a predicted model, not a curated record. Bases 135 to 3503 code for a protein of 1122 amino acids.
CUCUUCUUUCCUUUGAUUCUGAUUUGAUUUUUGACGUUUUGAAGACUUAGGUUGAAGUCACCUAUGAAUCCUCCUUUAAAGCUCCUUUAUGGGUUCUAACCUUCGAACUCAGUUUCAACCAAUCCGAGGACGCAAUGGCAUUUCGGUAUGGGAUUCUGAACCUAGUCUUAGUUUCUUCUCUCCUUGUUACAGCUCGAUGUGCAGAGCUGAGCUCUAUCACAGAUAUUGAGGCCUUGAAGGCCUUCAAGAAUUCAAUCACCCAUGACCCAUUUGGAGCUCUGGCAAAUUGGUCCGAUGCAGAUCAUUAUUGCAACUGGUCUUGCAUUGCUUGUGAUCGAUUCAAGCAUGUCAUUUCUAUCUCUCUGCUCGAGAAGGAACUCGAAGGCGAGAUCUCUCCAUUCCUCGGAAACAUUUCGACCCUCCAGGUUAUUGAUUUAGCUUCCAAUUCUUUCACAGGGUCCAUUCCUACUCAGCUGGCAAAUUGCUCAGAUCUCAUCGAAUUGUACGCCUUCAACAAUUCUCUGUCCGGCUCAAUCCCAAAGGAAUUAGGAAACCUGAGAAGCCUGCAGAUAUUGGAUCUCGGGAAUAACUUCUUGGAUGGAGAUAUCCCUGAAAGCAUUUGCAAUAGCACUACUUUGUCUGGAAUUCGCUUCAGCACCAACAACCUCACUGGUACAAUCCCAUCUUGCAUUGGUAAUUUGGUUAAUCUUGAGUUAUUCAGAUUCGAUAAUAACUUGGUGAAUGGAGAUAUUCCUGAAAGCAUUUGCAAUUGCACUACUUUGUCUACACUUGGCUUCUACACCAACAACCUCACUGGUACAAUCCCAUCUUGCAUUGGUAAUUUGGUUAAUCUUCAGGUUUUUCUAGCUUAUAAUAACAACUUCAGGGGUUCCAUACCAGUUUCCAUUGGUGGGUUGUCAGCUUUGCAAAUGUUAGAUUUGAGUCAAAACCAGUUGUCCGGGAACAUACCUUCUGGGAUUGGGAACUUGACUGACUUACAGUAUCUUCUGUUGUUAGAAAAUCUUUUGGGUGGGGAAAUCCCACCUGAAUUAGGGAAUUGCCACAAGCUUGUGGAGCUGGAACUGUACAGAAAUGCAUUUGUGGGAAGCAUUCCUUCUCAGCUUGGAAAACUAGUCAACUUGGAAAAACUAAGGUUAUUUGAAAACAGUUUAUCAGCGACAAUCCCUGCCUCCUUAUCCCAAUGCAAAUCAUUAACACAUCUGGGUAUUUCUAAUAAUGAAUUAACUGGGAGAAUACCUUCUGAGCUUGGUUCUUUGGAUUCACUACAAGUUCUCACUCUAUUCUCUAAUAAUCUGACGGGUGAAAUCCCUUUGGCAUUGAUGAACUUGAAAAAUUUGUCAUAUCUGCACUUGGCUUCAAAUUUCCUUGGAGGGGAGAUCCCUUCUAACAUUGGUUCCUUCUAUAAUCUGGAGAAAUUGUUCUUAUAUGAAAACUCCCUAGAGGGUUCAAUCCCAUCAGAGAUUGGCAAUCUGAGCUUAUUGGUCACCUUACAACUUGGUCGAAAUAGAUUGUCAGGUAGCAUUCCUUCUACGAUAUCAAAGCUGUCAUUCCUCCAAGGGCUUUUCCUAUCUGAGAAUAACCUCGAAGGUGUAAUUCCUGAGCAAAUAUUUGAACUGAAACAGUUAACUGAGCUCCAUUUGGGUCUCAACAGGUUAACUGGUCCAAUUCCAGAUGCUUUUUCUAACUUCCAGUAUUUUUCAGCCUUGGACCUCAGUGGGAACAUGCUUAAUGGUUCUAUCCCAAAAAGCAUGGGCCAUCUUGAUCAGCUAAUACUCUUGGAUCUGUCCAAUAAUCACCUCACAGGACCUAUUCCUGGAUCUGUAAUAAUGGGAAUGAAAAACAUGCCGAUCUAUCUGAAUUUAUCGUACAAUUACUUGGAGGGGUCCAUUCCAGUUGAGCUUGGAGGGUUGUCAAUCAUACAGGCAAUUGAUAUCUCCAACAACAAUCUUUCAGGAAAUAUUCCCACUGCACUUGCAAGUUGCCAAAGUUUGUCUUCACUUGAUCUUUCAAUGAAUGCUCUCUCUGGUCAAAUUCCAGCUGAUCUUUUGUCUCAGUUGGAUUUCCUAUCAUACUUGAACCUUUCCUAUAAUAAAUUAGAUGGUGAGCUGCCAGGAAACAUAGUAAAUCUCAAGUAUCUGAAGACCUUAGAUCUUUCCCGGAACAAAUUAAAUGGUACAAUCCCUGAGAACUUUGGGAAUAUUUCUGCCCUGAAACAUCUCAAUAUUUCCUUCAAUCGACUUGAAGGCCCUGUUCCAAAAGCUGGCAUAUUUGGACACCUUGAUGCAUCUAGUCUGGAAGGAAACUCCGGCCUCUGUGGAACCAAUUUUCUCAUACCUUGCAGCAAUUCAAGCCACUUAAAUACAGCACGCCGGUUCUCCAAGAAGGCUGCAUUAAUUCUCAUUGUUCUUGGAUCCAUUAUUAUAUUUCUACUUCUGGUUGGUUCAAUUAAUUUCCUUGAUCAAUGCAUCAAAAAGAGAAAAGCUAAAGACUCUGAAGCUUUAGAUGCAUCUAGUUCUUUAUCCCCAAGGGCCCCAACCAUAAAGAGGUUUGAUCAAAGAGAUUUGGAAAUCGCUACAUGCUUCUUCAGCAAAGAUAAUGUGAUCGGUAGAAGUGGCUUGAGCACUGUGUUCAAAGGAAACCUGGAAGAUGGGCAAGCUGUUGCAGUGAAAAAGUUGAAUCUUCAACUGUUCUCUUCCGAGUCUGACAAGUGCUUCAAUAGAGAAAUUAAGACCCUGAGCCAUUUGAGGCACAGGAAUCUGGUCAAGGUAAUAGGUUAUGCUUGGGAGAGUGGGAAAUUAAAGGCUUUGGUUCUGGAAUACAUGGAGAAUGGGAGCUUGGAAAAUAUUAUACAUGAUCCUGGGGUAGAUCGGUCAAGGUGGACAUUUUCUGAGAGGUUGAAUAUAUGUGUAUCUGUUGCCCAUGGAUUGGUUUAUUUGCACUCCGGUUUUGAUUUCCCCAUUGUUCACUGUGAUCUGAAGCCUUCCAACAUUCUUUUGGAUGGAGACUGGGAAGCCCAUGUGAGUGAUUUUGGGACUUCUCGCAUGCUCGGUGUGGAGCCUGAUGCUGAAAUCAGCCUUGCCACAUCAUCAGCCCUUGAAGGCACCAUUGGAUAUUUGGCACCAGAAUUUGCAUAUAUGAGGAAAAUUACCACUAAGGCAGAUGUUUUCAGCUUUGGGAUAGUAAUAAUGGAGUUCCUUACGGGUAAAAGGCCAACAGGAACCAUGGAAGAGAAUGGGUUACCAAUCACUUUACGACAAUUUGUGGAGUUGACGCUCACUGAAGGAAUCGACAAGCUUCUUCAGGUGGUAGACCCGAAUCUAGCUUCAAGCAUCUCCACCAAACAAGAGAAGGAAAAACUGGUGGAGCUCUUUAAGUUGGCCUUAUCUUGCACCUGCCCAUCGCCAGAGGAUCGACCAGACAUGAAUGAAGUGUUGUCACCCCUUUCAAAAAUACAUCAGUGUAUAAGGAGAACCAAUUCCUGAUG